Molecule: messenger RNA, 2955 nt
Organism: Electrophorus electricus (electric eel)
Lineage: Eukaryota; Metazoa; Chordata; Actinopteri; Gymnotiformes; Gymnotidae
Gene: slc44a4
Product: solute carrier family 44 member 4
Biological process (GO): thiamine pyrophosphate transmembrane transport; choline transport
Cellular component (GO): plasma membrane
Molecular function (GO): thiamine pyrophosphate transmembrane transporter activity
Source: RefSeq, a predicted model, not a curated record
CCGCGACGAGCGACACAGAUUUGCUGAGCGGUUUUAAUCCAGCGGUCAUAAAGCAUUCAGCUCGCCUUUAUUUAUUCAGUUUUUAGUUUUGUUUUGUUUUUUAAAGAUCCCUAGGUCACCUGUAGAGUUUGUCCUGUUCGUGAAAUGGGUGGUAAGAAAGAGGAGCAGGAUUCUUCCGAGUACGGGGAGCCAGCAGCGUAUGACCCAACGUUUAAUGGGCCCAUCCAUAACAGGAGCUGCACUGACAUCAUUUGCUGUGUGCUCUUCAUGCUGGUCGUCACAGGAUACUUGGUGGUAGGAAUUCUGGCCUGGCUGUAUGGAGACCCCCGCCAUGUUCUGUACCCCCGCAACUCCACUGGAAUGUUCUGUGGUGUUUCACCAAACCAGGAUAAGCCGAAUGUGUUUUAUUUUAAUAUUCUAAAUUGUGCCACGGCCACAAAUAUCAUGGCUGCAGCGUUAAACGGCCUUCAGUGUCCCACCACUCAGAUCUGUGUGUCCUCGUGCCCCUCUAAUUUCUGGGCUCUGAAUCCGCUGGCCUACCUGCCCAAUGCAGACCUGACCAAGUUCUUCCAGCAGGACCUGUGUGUGCCCUCCUUCAACCUCAGCACCACCAGCCUGACAGCGACACAGAUCAUCAAUAAGGAGCUAUGUCCAUCCUUUUACACACCUACCACCGCAGUCCUGGGCAGGUGUUUGCCGAGUUUAGGCCCUGAAUAUAAUAACGUUCCCAGUAACUUCAGUCUUCCCGGCAUGUCAAACAACGCCACCGUGAACGUGAUCAAGAACGCCACAAGUGACCUGGUGUCCAGCUUCAAUGCGAGAGAUGUGGGCGUGCGCAUCUUCGCAGACUUUGCAUCAACGUGGCAGUGGAUCGUCCUUGGGUUGGUGAUUGCCAUGGUGGUCAGUCUGCUAUUCCUCCUGCUGUUGCGUUUCCUGGCAGCCAUCUUGAUCUGGAUCCUCAUAUUGGGAGUGCUGGCAGUAGGAGCUUUUGGUAUCUGGUACUGCUACAGGGAGUAUGCAAUGCUGGCCAACUCCACUGUGACCUACAACAAUGUGGGUUUCUCCACCAACGUCGACGUCUACUUGCAGAUCCGUGACACUUGGCUGGCCUUCUUGAUCCUCCUCAGUGUGGCUGAGGCGGUUCUACUGUUGACCCUGAUCUUCCUCAGGACCCGUAUUCUCAUAGCCAUCGCACUCAUUCGGGAGUCCAGCAAAGCAGUGAGUUACAUGAUGACGACGCUGAUCUAUCCACUCGUCAGCUUUGUUUUCCUCGUUGUGUGUGUUUCCUACUGGGGAAUAACAGCACUAUAUCUGGCCACAUCUGGCGCUCCUGUCUACAACGUGGUGGCUCUCAAUAUGUCUCAGAGUGACUGUAGUACUGUCAUCACUGGCAACCAGACCUGCGACCCGCUGGCGUUUAACAGUUCUAUGUAUCCGUCAUGCCCCUCGGCCCGCUGCGUGUUCAUCAAGUAUAACAAGGAUGGCCUGUUCCAGAGGAACCUCUUUAACCUGCAGAUCUACAACGUCUUCGCCUUCCUGUGGUGUGUGAACUUCGUCAUCGCGCUGGGCCAGUGCACACUGGCCGGGGCCUUCGCCUCGUACUACUGGGCCUUCCACAAGCCCUCCGAUAUCCCAACAUGCCCUCUGGCCUCCUCCUUCAUGAGAGCCCUACGGUAUCACGUGGGCUCUCUGGCGUUUGGCGCUCUGAUUCUCACUAUUGUGCAGAUCAUCCGCAUCAUUCUAGAGUACAUCGACCACAAAUGCAGGGCUGCCCAGAACUGCUGUGUCCGAUUUAUCCUGUGCUGUCUAAAGUGCUGUUUCUGGUGUUUGGAGAAAUUCAUCAAGUUCCUCAACCGAAAUGCUUACAUCAUGAUUGCCAUAUAUGGGAAAAACUUCUGUGUCUCAGCCAAGAACGCUUUCCUCCUUCUCAUGAGGAACAUUAUACGGGUGGUGGUGCUGGAUAAGGUGACGGACCUGCUGCUGUUCUUUGGAAGACUGCUGGUGGUUGGUGGAGUAGGUGUGCUGGCGUUCUAUUUUUUCUCCGGCAGGUUGGUCAUUCCUGGCGUGUCUUUCACAGCGUCGGCACUGAACUACUAUUGGAUGCCCAUCAUAGCAGUGGUGUUUGGGGCCUACCUAAUCGCUCACGGAUUCUUCAGUGUCUACAACAUGUGUGUGGACACACUCUUCCUCUGCUUCUUGGAGGAUCUGGAGAGGAACGACGGCAGUGCAGAGAAGCCCUACUACAUGUCCAAAAGCUUGAUGAAGAUCCUGAACAAGAAGAACAAGCAGCCAAAUAAACAAUGAACACUCCUGCACCCUGUCCUCCUCCAGAACACAGUCACUUUCUUCUCCACUCCUUUCCAAAAUUGCAAUGUCUCCAAAUCAGUUUCCCAUGAAGGUCUUGGAUCACCUCCAGAGGGUCCAGACACUCUGGACUCAUUUUAAGCUUGUUUAGCAUUUCUAAUUUUAGUCUGUGUUUAGCAGGGUUGAAGGGUCACUCUGAGUCCAGCUGGUAAUUUUGUUCAUUAAUUCAGUUGUACUGUUGUUGUUGUUGUUGUUGUUUGUUUUUUUUUUGUACCCAGAUGUACAGCAGAAUAGUAUGUCAGUAUGUGACCCAUACUGACAUAUUUACAUUUGCAUGUUGGUUACAGAAUGUAAUUUUGUGCUUCCACCAUUGUACAUUGACUUCCAAUGCUUGCUUUUUUUUUUUUUUUUUUUAAAGAUUCCCUAAAACAGUUUCCAUGUUAUCAUAUUUACCAUGUGAAUGUGCUGCUUUUUAAUGCAAGUCUUAAGUUUUAUUUUUGAAAUAAGAGCAUGCAGUUUUCUGAAAUGUCACAGAGGGGAAUUUGUGUUGAUUCUGUUGGAGUAGACUUAUUCAGCCAAAGUGUCUUUAACCAAUACUUGACUGCUGUUAAUGCCUUUACAGUUGAUCUCAGUGGAGCUAUUUAUUAAACU